AUGGCCAAGGUGCACCGGCUCAUCUCCGUCGUGCUCAGGGUCGCCGCCGCUGCCGCUGCGGCAGCCGCGGCGAUUAUCAUGGUGACCAGCCACGAGACCACCAGCUUGUUCGGCUUGGAAUUGGAGGCCAAGUACUCCCACAUCCCGUCGUUUAUCUUCUUUGUGGUGGCAUUCGCCGUGGCGUGCGUCUACAGCCUGCUCGUCGUCCUCGUGCCGCCGGGUAGCGCCGCCUCCAGAUUGGUGGUCAUGACCGACGUGCUAAUGGGGAUGGUGCUGACCGGCGCCGUGGCGGCCUCGGGAGCUAUAGCGGAGGUCGGGAGGAACGGCAACUCGCACGCCGGGUGGCUGCCCAUCUGCGACCAGGUGCACGGCUACUGCACACACGUCAUGGGAGCUCUCAUCGCCGGCUUCGUCGCGCUCAUCCUCUACUUCCUCAUCAUCAUGUACUCGCUGCACGUAGUCGCUGAUCCCAUGUGUCCAUGCCAUUAG
Lolium rigidum is the source of this 489-nucleotide messenger RNA. RefSeq names its product CASP-like protein 1C1. The transcript has 3 exons. The record is from RefSeq and is a predicted model, not a curated record. NCBI's taxonomy places the organism in Eukaryota, Viridiplantae, Streptophyta, Magnoliopsida, Poales, Poaceae. Bases 1 to 489 code for a protein of 162 amino acids.